AUGCCUGAAGCCCCGGCCAAUGGCGCCCGCGCCGGCCUGGACCUGGCAGCCUCCGAAAAGGCUUUGGCCUCAUCCUCGACCGCGGAGCGCAUUGCCCAUCUACAGCAGCUCGACGACUCGAUAACGCAAAAAUCGCUGGAUCAGCAGCUUAUCCAAGACGUCCUCGACCUUUUGUUUGGCACCCACGCCCUCUACCAAGACCGAGAAUCCCGAAUUGCCGUCCAGAAAUGUCUCGCCUCGGCCAUCAAGGCUGGAGCGAGCCCCAAGACGCUGGGGGCUUUGGUCAAGGCUCUGCGCCAAGAGACUCAAAAGCCAGGCAUCGCAGUGUCCAACGCCUUCGUCAUGGUCGAGUGGUGCAGCAUUUUCAUGCAGCACCUGACUGGUUCUCCCCUUUGGGACGAGCUGGGCAACGAUGUUCUCUUGGCCGGAGCUGAUGCCCUGGAAAAAUGUCUGCAGCCAAGCUCAAAGAGUGGUGUGGUCCGCUCCGCCCUUGUUGUUACUAGGAGAGGGUUUCGCAAGCUUUUCUCGCCUGUCCAAUCGCGUGAUAAGAACCUGGCCACGACCGUCUCAACUCUCACAGCCAAGGGCCAACAACCUGUGGCCAAGCAUACUUUGAUUCUGGGUGUCAUUGCUGGUGUUUGUGCCCGCCAGCCCGAGCUCAAGUCGCAGCUAGAGACACAUAAGCAAAAAUACCACGAGUUUUACGUUCGAGAGGUCAUCGGCUCUCGAACAGCGCUGCCUGAGCAUGUCGCCUGUGGACUCGACGACUUCUUCCGCCACUUUGUCACCCUCGACGAGCUUGAAAGGGACCUAAUUCCGGCAAUCGAUAAAAGUCUGCUGCGUGCCCCCGAGGUCAUCCUCGAGGGUGUUCUGAAGCCUCUCGUGACGUCUCUUCCCGACAGUAUGGAUCUGUCCAAGUUGCUUCAUGGCAAGCUUCUCAAGCCCCUUCUGUCCAACAUCAAAUCCAGCAAUCCAGCUAUCCGCGCCGGGGCCAUCACCGUCUUUCGGGCCAUGGUGAAGCGCUGCUCCAAUCUCCAAGCCAUGGACGCGGUCGUCAGCGAGAUUGCCAGCCCCCUGGCUGCCGGAAAGCUUGCCUCUCCCGAACAGAGGGUCCUUCAUGCUGAGAUGCUGGAGGCGACCCCGCUGUCUGAGGAGGGCGCGAACAAGACCUCUUCGGCGCUCGUGGCCGUGGCAUCCAAGGAGGGAAAUGAAGCAGCUUUGGCCGCUGAGACCUCCGCUCUAGCACGGUCCAUCGUCAAGAUACUCGAGACAGGGAGGGAGUUGCCGAAGCCUGUACUGGACGCCACGGUCAAGGGAUUGGCUGAAAAGAAGCCGGGCUCACGCAGGCUGUGGCUGCUUCGUGUUGGAAGUGUCCUGCAUUCGUUGGAACACCACAAGUCAACACCGGGGAUAUCGGCAUUCGCCGAGGCUGUGAUGCCAAAGCUCGUUGCCAACUCUGAGGAAGUGAUGGGAAAUGCAGCCGCAGCCGCCCAGAACGGUCUCCUCGUUGGCGCAUAUGUGCUCACGGCUUUGGCCCCGGCUUUGCUGCAAAAAUUCGAUGGUUCCGCCUUCAUUGCCCCUUUGACUAAGAUAGCGGUUCCGGCUCAGGCACUUUCACUAUCCACAAAGCAAGCCUUUCUCCUCAAUUACCGGAUCUACAGCAAGAUCAGCGUAGAAGAAGACCUGCAUUGGUUUUGCCGAGCUCUAACGUCUGUCGCUCCGCAAGUGGUCGACGCGACUGACAAGGACGUCACCUUGGCUUGGUCCGAUGCCAUGAUAUACCUGAUAACGGCAAGCAGUGUUCCAUCGAGAGUGCAGAUAGAGGCAGCAAAGACUGUUUCCAGGCUUUACGCUCACAAUCCGUUGGUGAUAUCCCGGAUCAUGGUCGAGGGCUUGUGGAACUGCCUGGCACGGGAUGAGGCCAAGGACAAAGACACCAAGCUGGAGCGGACAACCCUCAUUAACGUCCUUCGUGACAAAGAUGCCCAAGAAGCCCAGGCCUGCACUUUGCUAGUGCUUUCUCGCCACGAACUUAUUCCGCGGUCCAGUUGGAUAGACUUGUGUCUUCGAAUGUCCGUGGAUCCGGGGAGUCUCGCGCGCAACCAUCUGGAUGAGCUGCUGGAUGAGAUUGCGCAGAGGACGUCUCUUGACCAGCCGAAACCAAAGUCGGACCUCUUCAAACAAGCUGCGUACAAUGCCGCUGCCGAAUUAGCCUUUGUCGCGCCUGAUGUCGUCAUUCCACGGGUGAUGGAGCUCGUCAGCAGAGAUCUUGAUGCUGGCCAGAUCAGCAACGUCGGACCUGUCGAGGCAGCCAUCUUCAGGACCCCAGAUGAAACCUGUUUUGUUGACGUCCUUGCCAAAAAGAAACAAAGCACGGUUCCCAACAAGAACAGCAAGGAUUACGACAUCCUGAAAUGGGAAGAGGAGCUUAGGACCCAACUGGAACAGAAAAAGGGGCAGCAACGAAAGCUCACCGCUGAGGAAUCAUCCAAAGUGAACGCUCAACUGAAGAAGGAAACCCAGAUCAGAAAAACCCUUCGAGAAGUUGAAGCAAAGUUUAUGCGCGGCAUUGGCAUUAUCAAGUCUCUUGCAACGGGGCCCCCGACCGAUGCCACGCUUUGGCUCGGUACUGCUGUUGCUUUGCUCCUUGGCAUUACGGACGCUGGCGCCAGCCUCAUCAUUGGGGAUGCGGCUUCAUUGGCUUACAUUGUCUGUUCCGACAAGGUGGCGACGAGGUUGGGUUCCGUGCGCCCUUUCAUUGGAGUAGCAUCUUUGCGAGUCCGAGGGGCGACGCUGUCCAAUACUUACGACCAAGAACGCCUCGAGGAUCUCGUCACACGAGUCCUCUACCGCCUCCGUUUUGCUGGAGAGCAGCGGCCAUUUGAUGCCGUCUCUCUGAUAUACGUCAUGCCACUCGUUCUGGAGAUUCUGCGUCAAGGCGGAUUGGGAGAAGCUGAAGAUGACCGCGACGCACAACUUGUGCUGGCCCUGGAAUUCCUCUCCUCUCACACCGACGUGUGCGAAGAUGAGGCAAUUUCCCGUGCAGAGCUCAUGACAGUUCUCAUCCAGGCAAUGCAGGCUCACGCCCAGCACUAUAAACUCGUCAGGGAAUGCUUUGCCGAUGCCUGUCGCUGCAUAGCACCCAACAUGAACCAAGACGAGAUGAUGGUGUUGGCCAAGGGAGCGACUGUAUCCCACGCCGGGGUCAGGACAACCGUGUUGCAGUCAAUCAGCGCCGACGUCGAUAUGAGCGAUCUCGGCUAUUCCGACGAGAUAUGGCUCGCGUGCCACGACGACGUGGAAGAAAACCGCGGACUUGGGAGAGAAAUUUGGGAAGAGAGCGGCUUCGAUAUCAAUGCCACAGUUCCCAUGAGGAUGGUGCCGUAUCUAGAGAGCAAGGAUUCUCAGUUACGUAGGGCAGCGGCGCGCUCCUUGGCAGACUCGGCACAGUCGCACAAGGAAACCCUGGGUGAAGUCAUUCCUCAUCUUAAGUCCAUGUAUCUGGAGCUUGCAAAACCCAAGGUCCAGCAGCUCGACGAGUUUGGAAUGCCCAAGAAGAUGGAUCUAUCCGACCCUUGGGAAUCCAGACACGGCACUGCGGCAGCCUUCAAGGAGCUCACUUCUGUCAUGGAUAAAGAGCAAAUCGAUGAUCUCUUCAAUUUCCUGAUCGGGGCCGGACCUCUCGGCGACAAGAGCGACACUGUCCGGGGAGAAAUGCUGGACGUGGCUAUUCGAGCAACUGAGGUCCACGGCAAGGAAAUGAUUGAUCAACUGAUGAAGAAGUUUGAGCGCACGCUGGAGCAACCAGACAAGAACAGCGAGACCGCUGACCGGGUGAACGAGGCCGUCAUCAUCAUCUAUGGAGCUUUGGCACGACACUUGAAGCCGGGCGACGCCAAAAUACCCGUCGUGGUUGAACGGCUGCUGGCAACCCUGAGCACUCCGUCGGAAACCGUCCAAUACGCAAUUGCCGAGUGUCUGCCUCCGCUCGUCAAGGUCUGCUCAGACAAGUCGUCCAAAUAUUUCGACAAAGUCAUGGAUGAAUUGCUCAACUCCAAGACGUAUGCCGGUCAGAGAGGUGCCGCGUAUGGCCUAUCUGGAUUGGUCCUCGGGAGAGGCAUCUCCACGCUCCGAGAAUAUCGAAUCCUGUCAACACUGAAAGGAGCCAUGGACAACAAGAAGGACGCACAUCAGCGAGAAGCUGCUCUUCUGGCAUUCGAGCUCCUGUCUACAGUUCUUGGCCGUCUGUUCGAGCCAUAUGUCAUCCAGAUCGUGCCGUUACUCCUCGGCGGCUUUGGCGACAGCAACGGCGAUGUGCGAGACGCCUGCCUUGCAGCCGCCAAGGCAUGCUUCGGCAAAUUGAGCUCUUACGGCGUGAAACAAAUCAUGCCGACUCUCUUGGACGGACUUGAUGACCAGCAAUGGCGCACUAAGCGAGGUGCUUGUGACCUUCUCGGCGCCAUGGCAUAUCUCGAUCCGAACCAGCUGGCCAACAGUCUACCGGAUAUCAUCCCCCCGUUGACUGGUGUGUUGAAUGACAGUCACAAAGAGGUCCGAGCCGCCGCAAAUAGAAGCCUGAAGCGCUUCGGCGAAGUCAUCACCAAUCCGGAAGUCAAGAGCCUGGUUGAUGUGCUCCUCAAAGCACUCAGCGACCCCACCAAGUACACCGAUGAAGCGCUGGACUCUCUCAUCAAGGUGCAGUUUGUGCAUUAUCUCGACGCCCCAUCUCUGGCGUUGGUCACUCGAAUCCUGCAGCGUGGGCUGGGGGAUCGUUCCAACACCAAGCGAAAGGCAGCUCAGGUCAUUGGCAGCUUGGCCCAUCUGACAGAGAAAAAGGACAUCAUCUUUCAUCUCCCCAUCCUUGUCGCCGGUCUCAAGAUUGCUGCCGUCGACCCAGUGCCGACCACCCGCGCAACGGCAUCCCGAGCGCUCGGCUCGCUUGUCGAGAAACUGGGCGAGGACUCUCUGCCCGAUCUCAUUCCCGGCUUGAUGCAGACUCUCAAGUCAGAUACGGGCGCAGGAGACCGUCUUGGCUCUGCCCAGGCGCUCAGUGAGGUGCUUGCUGGGCUGGGAACAACACGGUUGGAAGAAACGCUGCCGACAAUCCUGCAGAACAUCGAGUCCUCCAAGCCAGCAGUCCGGGAGGGCUUCAUGUCCCUCUUCAUCUUCCUUCCUGUUUGCUUCGGUAACAGCUUUUCCAGCUACCUUGGCCGUAUUGUUCCGCCUAUCCUGGCAGGGCUGGCAGACGACGUCGAGUCGAUCCGGGAAACCGCCCUUCGAGCCGGCCGACUCCUUGUUAAGAACUUUGCCAUCCGCGCCAUCGACCUCCUCUUGCCAGAGCUUGAGCGUGGCCUGGCAGACGACAACUACAGGAUUCGUCUCAGCUCUGUUGAGCUCGUUGGUGACCUCCUCUUCAACCUCACUGGCGUCAAGGCGAACGACGAGGACGACGAUGAGGAGGAGGAGGAGGAUGACGGCAAAGAAGCGAGCGUAUCCCUCAAGGAAGUUCUCGGGGAGGAGAAGCGUAACAAAAUUCUCUCGGCGCUCUACGUUUGCCGCUGCGAUACUGCAGGCGCCGUUCGCUCGGCUGCCAUGGCGGUGUGGAAGGUCCUGGUCUCCAGCCCGAGAACGCUUAAGGAGCUUGUUCCGACCCUCACGCAGCUGCUCAUCAGACGCCUGGGGAGCUCCAACAUGGAGCAAAAAGUCAUUGCCAGCAACGCGCUCGGCGAGCUUAUCCGCAAAGCCGGAGAUGGGGUUCUGUCCAGCUUGUUGCCAACCCUGGAGCAAAGCCUUCAAUCGUCGACUGAUUCCGAUGCAAAGCAGGGCAUCUGCCUGGCUCUUCGAGAACUCAUCUCCUCAGCAUCGCCCGAGGCCUUGGAAGACCAUGAGAAGACACUCAUCUCGGUCGUACGAACCGCACUCACGGACUCGGACGAAGAGGUCAGGGAAGCCGCUGCAGAGGCAUUUGACUCGCUGCAGCAGAUUCUUGGCAAGCGGGCCGUCGAUCAAGUUCUUCCCUUCCUUCUCAAUCUCCUUCGUUCAGAGACUGAGGCAGACAACGCUCUAUCGGCUCUUCUCACGCUCCUCACUGAGACUACGCGAUCGAAUAUCAUUCUGCCCAACUUGAUUCCAACAUUGACAACACCGCCCAUCACCGCAUUUGACGCCAAGGCCCUGGCCUCGUUGUCAAGGGUUGCCGGAGCUGCCAUGAAUCGACGCUUGCCCAACAUCAUCAACGCUCUGAUGGAAAAUGAGAUCAACUGCAAGGAAGACGAUCUUCGGGCAGAGCUGGAGACUUCAUUCGACACCGUCGUCCAAUCCAUAGACGAGUACGACGGUCUCAACACGGUCAUGAAUGUCCUUUUAGGGCUCUUGAAGCACGAUGAUCACCGAAGAAGAGCAGCCACUGCGCGUCACCUUGGAAACUUUUUCUCCUCAACAACGGUUGACUACUCGCGCUACAAUCAAGACAUUAUUCGCUCGCUGCUCAAUUCCUUUGGCGACGGCGAUAUGGACGUUGUCAAGGCUGCGUGGGCCGCUCUCAGUGAGUUUACAAAGAGGCUCAAGAAGGAGGAGAUGGAGUCUCUCGUUGUGUCGACUCGGCAGACUCUGCAGCGGGUCGGCGUUCCAGGAGCAAACCUGCGCGGGUUCGAGCUCCCCAAAGGCAUCAACGCGGUUCUGCCCAUCUUCCUGCAGGGUCUAAUGAACGGAACGGCCGAACAGAGAGUCCAGGCAGCGCUGGGUAUUUCCGACAUUGUGGACAGGACCAGCGAGCCUUCGCUCAAGCCCUUCGUCACCCAAAUCACGGGCCCGCUAAUCCGGGUCGUGUCUGAACGCGCAACCGAGGUCAAGGCGGCCAUUCUUCUCACCUUGAAUAACCUGCUGGAGAAGAUGCCUACGGCGCUCAAGCCUUUCCUUCCGCAGCUGCAGCGGACCUUUGCCAAGUCGCUGGCAGACGCCUCAAGUGAGACGCUGAGAACGAGAGCUGCCAAGGCGCUGGGGACUUUGAUCAAGUACACUCCUCGAAUCGACCCCUUGAUAGCUGAACUGGUCACUGGAUCGAAGACGGCGGACCCUGGGGUGAAGACGGCCAUGCUCAAGGCUCUCUUUGAAGUCAUUAGCAGAGCUGGGGCCAACAUGGGCGAGUCGUCACGAUCUGCUGUGCUCUCGUUGAUCGACAUGGAGGCCGACGAGAGAGACGACAUAAUGACGGUCACCAACGCAAAGCUCCUGGGGGCGCUGAUUAAGAACGUGCCCGAGGAUGCUGCAAUGACGCUUCUGAAACACCGGGUCAUGACCAACCACGUCAGCCAUUCAUCUGCGCUCGCUCUCAACGCGGUGCUCGUAGAGUCGCCGGACACUCUUCUGCAAAGCGCCAUGGCGGAGGAGCUCCCAGAUUUGCUCUGCCAGGGCAUGACCAACAAGAAUACGUACGUUGCCGAUAAUGUCAUCCUAGCAACGGGCAAGGUGCUGCUCACGUCUCCCCCCAAGAGCUUCGACAGCAUGAAAAAGAUGUUUGAGACAUUGGCCAAAGUCAUCGAGCCAGGCAAUCCUACAGAUUCUCGUCGGCUAGCCCUCGUGAUCACGCGGACGCUCAGCAGGACAAACAUGGAACUGGUGCGACCUCAUGUGCCAACUCUCGCGCCGCCCAUCUUUGCCAGCGUCAGAGACGCAGUCAUCCCCGUCAAGCUGGCGGCCGAGGCGGCAUUUGUCGAGCUGUUUUGCGUGGCAGAUGAAGAGAGCCGGGUGUUUGACAAGUUCAUGGCCGGCCCCGGAGCGAGCAUGCCGCCUAACACCAAGAGGAGCAUGACGGACUAUUUCAAGAGAGUUGCCAUCAGGCUCGGCACGCAGGCUCGAGAGAGGAGAGAGGCCGAGGGGGGCCAAGGGGGGUUGGGUCUGUCGAAUGACGAGCAGGAGGAUGAAAAGGAGAUUUGGAGCGUGGGCAAGCUGCAAGUUGCGGGCGAGCUGAUGAGCAGCUACCAGGCGCACCGCACCGUGCGCCAACCCUGGUCCAGGCUCUUUUACAACGACGGCGCCAAGAACGGGCAUCAGACAAAUGAAGACGAAGACUGA
Hirsutella rhossiliensis is the source of this 8073-nucleotide messenger RNA. Its product is annotated as HEAT-like repeat domain-containing protein. Lineage: Eukaryota; Fungi; Ascomycota; Sordariomycetes; Hypocreales; Ophiocordycipitaceae. Gene Ontology annotation, molecular function: protein kinase regulator activity. The record is from RefSeq and is a predicted model, not a curated record. The coding region runs from base 1 to 8073 and encodes 2690 amino acids. The transcript is spliced from 6 exons. Gene Ontology annotation, cellular component: cytosol. Gene Ontology annotation, biological process: regulation of translation; cellular response to amino acid starvation.